Messenger RNA from Spodoptera littoralis (African cotton leafworm), 1644 nucleotides. The record is from the annotation of a GenBank genome assembly. Lineage: Eukaryota; Metazoa; Arthropoda; Insecta; Lepidoptera; Noctuidae.
AUGCAUAAAGAAGAUGAUCUUCUUCAGAAGAAAGAGAGGAGAAAGAGUAAGAACAAUGUAUCAGAUAGUUAUGAUGAUACAAAAAGUGAAAUGGAUAAAGAAGAUGAUCUUCUACAGAAGAAAGAGAGAAGAAAGAGAAAGAACAAUGUAUCAGAGAGUUAUGAUACUACAAUAAGUGAAAUGCAUAAAGAAGAUGAUCUUCUACAGAAGAAAGAGAGGAGAAAGAGAAAGAACAAUAUAUCAGAUAGUUAUGAUAAUACAAAAAGUGAAAUGGAUAAAGAAGAUGAUCUUCUACAGAAGAAAGAGAGAAGAAAGAGAAAGAACAAUGUAUCAGAUAGUUGUGAUGAUACAAUGAGUGAAAUGAAUAAAGAAGAUGAUCUUCUACAGAAGAAAGAGAAGAAGAAAAAUAUCAGUGUAUCAGAUGGUGGUGGUACAGAAAGUGAAUUUGAAAAAGAAGAUGAACAGAAGGAAAUCAAGAGAAAGAAACAGCAAAAUACAUCUAGAAGGCAGUAUGCUACCUCUAGAGUUAUUCAUAAGACGUUUAUGGGAAAACUAGAACAGUUUUAUGACAAUGUGAAUAUAGAUUUUCCUGAUAUUGAGAAUAUUAAAUCAUUAGAGAAACCAAAAUAUAAGUGUAAAACAUGUCAAGUCGCAUAUAGAAGGUAUUUGGACUAUGUCAGACAUAAUGUUUUUAAGCAUACAGAGUUGAAAUACCCAACGCCUUGUAAUAUAUGUAAAGACGAUAUAACAUCUACUGCCCACCUCCACGCGCACUGGAAGCUGCGACAUAAUGUCAUGAUGAAGUGCAAAUUCUGUGGCGACAUCUGUCGCAGUAUGGGGGAACUAAAGAAACAUCUGAACAGGACACAUACUAAAAUAUAUACUUGUGACAAAUGCGCUCAGGAGUUCCCAACGUUAAAAGAAUUUAGUGAACAUCAUCAGAAAGUACAUGAAUUCUUCGAGUGUGAUUACUGUCAGGCAAAGUACAGGUCUAAAACGGCGCUCGAGAAACAUAUUAAAAACACUCACGUACCCUAUCAAUGUACUGUAUGCAAGAAAACCUUCAGAAAUUUCCGUAUUUUUGUUGGUACACAUGUAAAGUACCACCACCCUGAAUUGCUAGAUAAAUUGAAUAUACGAUCAAAAAUCAAACCUACUAGUAAAGAAUUAAGGUACUGUGUUGAAUGUGACAAACAGUUCGCCAGCAUUCACUUGUAUAAGAGACAUAUUGAGCAUUCGGUGAAGCAUACGCGGAGACCUAUAGAAGAUAUAACAUGUCCGGCUUGCAAAAAAGUGUUUCAUAGUAAAAUAUAUAGAAAUAAUCACUACGAAUUGUUUCAUACGAACAAAACGAAGUAUUACUGUGAAAUAUGUAAUAAGUACUUUGCCAGAGGGCUCGGGCUAAAGAAUCACAUAAAGCAUGUCCAUCAAAAGAUUCCUCAAUUAAAAAAUAAAUUUUGCAACAUAUGCGACAGAGGAUUUUCUACGAACCGUAUCCUCGUGAACCACAGACGUACACACACCGGUGAGAGACCUCACAAAUGUCAAUACUGUCCGGCGGCCUUCGCUCAAAAAACAGCAAUGAUGACACACCAGAAAACACAACAUAAAAAUGUCAUCUCGUCGUCAUCACAUCAGACGUAA